Messenger RNA from Suillus fuscotomentosus, 1011 nucleotides. RefSeq lists its product as uncharacterized. The transcript has 9 exons. The record is from RefSeq and is a predicted model, not a curated record. Bases 1 to 1011 code for a protein of 336 amino acids. NCBI's taxonomy places the organism in Eukaryota, Fungi, Basidiomycota, Agaricomycetes, Boletales, Suillaceae.
AUGUACAAAACGUUGAUCAUCGUGCACUGGAGUGUCACGAAUGAAAGUCACAAUCACACUGGUGGGCAAAUUCAGGAUAUACGAGCGGAGACAGCUAGCUUGAAGACUAACACAUUCGUGGCAGCAGAGAGCGGCUACAUCGCAAACGACGAGGGUAUCGUGCCUUCUAGAACACGCGCAUUAGCUCCUAGUCGACCUAUAGCAGAAGGUCACAAACCUCCAUGGUCAGAACCGCGGUGCAGGACUUAUCCUGACAAUAAUAUGAAACCGGACAGCGCACCAGGGCAUAUUACUAAGAGCCUCAAGCAUGUCACCCGCGAGACCAUGAGCGGCUCCUCCGAGUCUGAAUCGAAGAGCAGCGAUAUCUUGUCCUCUUCUGACACCAAUCCCAGACAACCCCAAUCAACUACGACAUCCUCACCUCCCACAUCUGUGGCACCCAGUAGCUCCCCAGCUAAAAGUACUGGCUCUCCUGUUAUCCAAUGGGGUAGCCGCGCCAACUUGGGAAAACGUCUUGUUCAAGAUUCCCAUAAGCGUUCCGCUCAGUAUGCCUUAUAUCAAAAUGGCAUGCGUGAUGAGGAUUGCGACUUGCCGACGAAGAGAUUAAAGACCUUACACACAACGUGGAACUUUACUGCCGCCUCCACCGAUGCUACAAACUACCUCAACCAGCGCAUGCUUGAGCUCUCUCGGAUAACUCGCCAGGCUAUUGCCACGAGGAUCCACUACCAACGCCUUCGCUCCCGUGAACUUGAUUUAAUAAAGUCUAUCCUCGAAGACGAAACCGAGCUGUGCCAGACACAGUUGAGUGGAGUUGACAUGCAAAUUGGCUCCAUUCGGAAUAUGCUCGAGGCUCAGGGGGUCACGGCGACAGGGAAUACAGAUUCUAGGUUUAGCCCUGGCAAUGCCAGGCUUUGGUACAGAAGCCUAUCUGAUGAAGAAUCACUUGUAAUUGCCGCAACAUCGCGUGGCAGCUCAGCCUGCCCACAGUCCGAUGACUCAGAUGUAUAA